CAUUCUUGAUCAACUAAAAUGCAUGUGUCUACUCAGCUGUCACCACAACCAUCUGACUCGCCACAAGAAUCUGACCACGACAACAGAAGUUCUCUGUCACAACAACAAGAAACAGAUGAAAGCACAACAAAAACGAGCAAAAUUGAACAUGAAGGUAGAUUUGGAUUUUCAUUGUGCUUUGACAAUGUCAACCAAAAAACCACAGUUAGACACCAGACACGAGAUAAAAGAAACAAGAUAUUUAACAUGGUCCAAGCGUAUGCAGCGCGUGACAGGAUACCAACAACACAUUUAUCAGAUGCCUGGCCAACACCACAGGACAUUCUCAAAAUUCCCCUUGAAAGGUAUCUCCCUUCGGAAAUGGACGAGGUUGAUCUCCGGUUUGAAAUGACGAUUGUUGUGAUCAGGGUACUAUGCGACCAUAUCCCGGCUUUUAAGCGCUUGUCAGAGGACAUCAACUGGCACAUGCAACACAGAUACUCGAAAGAGUCAUCUUCGAAAAGCAAUCUUGUGCCUCUUGGUGUACUUGACAAAGAUGAAAGUCAGGUGUCUGAUACCAUAGACAUCAUGGAUGAAUACCAUAAAUAUGUUCCUGUGACACCAAAUGGAGAUCCGAUGACAGUUAUCCUGCAUGCAGAUGGACUAAGUGUCGAAAGGGGAAAUAAUGCACAGUGUGCGCGUAUCAACGCAAAUUCUCAGUGGCAACAGUUGCAGGGAUUGACCAUGAAUAUUCAAGAAUGGCACAAAAGAUGUCUCUUACUUCAAGAUAUUUAUGAUGAGCUCUAUUCCGGAUCCAGUGGAAGAGAAAAGGGGACACUCUAUCAGCUCAAAAACUACUUCAACCACAGGGGUGUUACCACAAACAUCAAGGAGUCAUUCAACCACAGCGAAGAAUUCCUGGACUUCUGCACCAAUGGUUAUUUGGUUUUGGCAGCCAUGCAUUUCAUGUCUACAUCAGAUAUUGAAGAAAAACCACAGGAUUUCCCAUCAAAGACAGAAGAAGAGGUCCAUUUCCUCAACAAAAUAGCUGGGAAAAUUGUUGACAUGGUUUUCUUGUCCAGCCAGCCAACAGUAAAGAAAAUUGUCUUCUCAAAUGGGGAAGACAGUGAUGAAUGUCCUUCAGAGUACUGUGUAUGCCGGACAGAAAAACCAGGCCUUACAAUGGUUUUUUGUGACAAUAAGGCCUGUCCGAAUGGUAUUUGGUUUCACCUUGAAUGUCUGGACAUGGAAGAGACAGAUGUACCAGAAGGGAAAUGGUGGUGUACCGACGAGUGUAGGAACUCUAAACCAAGUUCAAAAAAAAGAAGAAAAACCGUGGCUGGUAGUUUACAGGACAACAAAAGGAACUACGCAAUAAAAGUCCUGUGGCAUGGAUUGAAUCAAAAAAUUAAAAGAGAUGCUAUUCGCGAAAAUGAUGGGAGCAGAAUCAUCCGCCACUGGAAAUUCGACUUGUUAGGCUUCUACGAGAAUCAUCACCCGAAAUACUUCUUGGUUUGCCAUCAACUUCUUUCUGCUUUUAAUGGAGCAGUUUCACCACGCCUACAGCAGACACUAAUUUGGAACAGAACGGUGAAUCCAAAUGGAGGACUGGGGAAGAAUAUGGAAAUGGACUUACAAAUGGAGCAUUACAACAAGCAAUAUAAAGAGAGUGUCAAAGAUGCAGCUGGCCAAUUGACACAAGAUACAAUUGCCAGACACAGCCAAAUGGUAGGUAUUGGAAAAUUGAUACGACAAGUAUAUGAAAAGCAGGUCUCUGGAGGUCGCAAAAGUGGUGUCCAAUCCAAGAGUGAUAUACACAGGGACAGUGACAUCAAAGAGUUUGUAGUGAUGAUGAAAGAUGAGAAGGUCUUUUCAACUCUUCCUGGAAGAAAUCACCCAAGUUUCCCAGAUAUAACAUUAAACUUGUACCCCAAAACACAACCAAAACCUUUCAAAGCCAGAUUGGUGAGAUUGCGCAAAGAAAUGUCAAUGAAAAGGGACAUAACUCUUCAAAUGCAAAGGAACUAAAUAAACUGUGAACAAUCUGGUCUGGCAUUGCAUUUAUUGGAAUUAAACACUAAAUAAGUUAUGUGAAGUGGAAGUUAUAUAACCCUUUACCAAACAAUUACGAGAUUUAAUGGUUUUCUUGUAGAAAUCAUUUUGUGAUAAGGAGAAAUAGCUCAAGAUGAGCAAUUUCUUCUUGUCCCAAAAUAUUGUUACCCUACCAAAGAAGUAUUUUCAUAUUAUGUUGCACUUAAUAUGUCCUAUGCAACCUCUUUCACGUUGGGACAGUCCAAAAAGUGUUGUUUUGUAAAGAGUUUAGGGAAUUUAGAAAUGCUCAGAAAAAGAAUUAGAAUCUAGUAUAGAAAGCAAUUCAUUGAAAGCAUUCCUUGAAUAUGGAUUAUGGAAGCAUGUUAAAUUUGUUGAUUGGCAAAGUGACAUACUCUUUACCAAAAAUCAAAUUUUGGACAAUCACCAAUUGAAGAAGGUUGCAGACUACAAUUAUUAAAAUUCAAGUUGAUAUCAUAAGAAGAAAUUGCUUAGGAAGGGUAUAUAUCAUGGCUGGCUAUGUAGAAAUUGCUCUACUUGAGCAAUUUUUCCUGUUCCGAAAAUAAAUAUAGAGUGGUAAAUUCUCUUUGGUCAUGGAGGUAUGAAAUAUGACGUAUUUCAUUGAUUGAAGUUAAAACCACCUGUCAAAAAAAAUAGUUUUGCUUAUCAUGAGCAAAUUCAACGUUUGGCAAAUGUUUUCAGAGGUGACAGAUGUCGCUU
Dreissena polymorpha is the source of this 2748-nucleotide messenger RNA. RefSeq lists its product as uncharacterized. Bases 19 to 2007 code for a protein of 662 amino acids. The record is from RefSeq and is a predicted model, not a curated record. Lineage: Eukaryota; Metazoa; Mollusca; Bivalvia; Myida; Dreissenidae. The transcript has 6 exons.